ACGCAGCGUAAGCGUGUGUUUAGACGUCACACUCUUUCUGUGGUCGGCUUACUGGAAACCGGACUGAUCGAGAACAUAUUAUCGUGCAAUGUUUAUCACGCCUUGGUAUUGAAAGUAAACAAAUUUCUUUGUAUUUUCGAUUAACUUGUAAUAUUAUUCACUCUAUCGCCAGCAAUCACGUACUCUUUACCAUAUAAGAUGUCAGAAGAAAAAUUUGAAUUACGAGUAAUAACUUACAUGUGUCCUACGCAUCCGGUGGAAUUAUAUGAAUUAAUUAUAAAGCUACUGGAAGAAGCCUUGGAUUGCCAUGCGAUAUUACAAUAUGAAAGUCGUAGCCCUGGUCCGAUUUUCGGACGUUCAGACCCUUUUGCAAGAGAUAAUAUUGAUCUCGCGUUUAUGACUGCAGCAGCGUACAUGAACUUAAAGGAAAGUAACAAUGAAUUUGUCGAGCUACUACUCGUUACACCGGUGUUCGCCCACCAAAUGAAUGUAGAGAAUAAGCCGGGGUACUUUUCGGACGUUAUCAUUCACUGUGAUAAAAAAGCCCACAACGUAAACACUUUGUUGGAUCUCAGAGGAUGCACUUUUGCAUGCAAUGACGAACAAUCUCUUAGUGGAAGCAAAAUUGUUCUUAAAACACUUAAAGAAAAAGGCGAAAAUGCUUCAUUCUUUGGAUCAGUUCUAAAAUCUGGAUCACAUUUGGCAUCGGCGCAAAUGGUGUCAUCUAAACAAGCUGACUGGGCAACAGUUGAUUCAACAACACUUCUUUAUUCAAAAAAGUUUAUGCAGGACGGUGGAAAAGACAUUAUUACAUUAGAAACGCUAGGACGAUUGCCGCCCUACCCCAUCGUGGUCAAUUCAAGACUCCCAGAUAACAUCAAGAAUAGAAUAACUAAGGCUCUUCUUACUUUGCCACAGACACCAGAAUGGAAAAGGAAAUUUGCUAAGUUUGGUCUCAUAAAGUUCCAUAGUAACAAUAAUGGUGCUUAUGAUGGGUCGGCUGCACAGAUGUGGUCCAUCCAGACCGAAAAACUCAAUAUUAGAUAUUAUUAGACUUUUUUUAAUCAUAAGUUUAGUUUAUGUUUUAUACAUCCUGUAUGUUGAUUAUACACCAAAAAAUUAAAAA
Vanessa tameamea is the source of this 1126-nucleotide messenger RNA. RefSeq lists its product as uncharacterized. Bases 199 to 1053 code for a protein of 284 amino acids. NCBI's taxonomy places the organism in Eukaryota, Metazoa, Arthropoda, Insecta, Lepidoptera, Nymphalidae. The record is from RefSeq and is a predicted model, not a curated record. The transcript has 5 exons.